This is a messenger RNA of Eremothecium gossypii ATCC 10895, 2376 nucleotides long. RefSeq names its product AP-1 complex subunit gamma (gene APL4). Gene Ontology annotation, biological process: Golgi to vacuole transport; receptor-mediated endocytosis; intracellular protein transport. Gene Ontology annotation, molecular function: clathrin-cargo adaptor activity. Bases 1 to 2376 code for a protein of 791 amino acids. NCBI's taxonomy places the organism in Eukaryota, Fungi, Ascomycota, Saccharomycetes, Saccharomycetales, Saccharomycetaceae. Gene Ontology annotation, cellular component: Golgi apparatus; membrane coat; AP-1 adaptor complex. The record is from RefSeq and is marked provisional. The transcript has a single exon.
AUGGGCUCAUUACGGACAUUCAUAAAGGACGUCAGAUCGGCGAAGACGCUGGCGGACGAGCGGUCCAUCAUUACCAAAGAAUCGGCCAAGAUUCGGACGAAACUAAAGGAUGACCACCUAUCGCUUUCGAAACGGCGCAAGAAUAUCCACAAGCUGCUGUAUCUGUAUGUGCUCGGGGAGAAGACGCACUUUGCGCAGGUGGAGUGCAUCAACCUGAUUGCGUCGGACGACUUUGAAAACAAGCGUUUGGGGUAUCUAGCCGCGAUGCUACUGCUCGACGAGAAGCAGGAGCUGCUAACACUGCUGACCAACGUUUUGAAUAGCGAUCUGUGCCACCCCACUAAAUACGUGGUGUCUCUGGCGUUGUGCGCACUGGGCACGUUAGCGUCAGUGGAGCUAGCACGGGACCUGCACCCCGACGUGGAGCGGAUUCUACAGACAUCUCAGGAUCCGUAUCUAUUUAAAAAGGCACUGCAGUGUGCGGCUAAGAUGGUUGCCCGCGAUUCGUUCCUCGCGAGUAUUUUCUACCCUUAUGUUCGGCGGGCGCUUUCACACGAACUCUCUACGCAUGGUGUCUUGUUUGGCGCACUCCAGCUAUUGCAGUCGAUCAUGGCUGUAGAGGACCUGAGCGAUAUCGAUGACCAAAAUAAAAUUGUUGAUGCGGUUGCCGGCGCCGUACCAGAUCUGUUAUCCAAACUGCAGUUGUUGAAUACUCCGUCGUUCACGCCAGAAUACGACGCUGUCGGGGUAGCUGAUCCAUUUUUGCAAGUGGAGCUCCUGUACACGCUUCGUCGUAUCUUUGAAAAGGUUCCGGAUAAUGUGAGCAGGUAUUCUGGGAAGCUUGUUUCUGUCUUGUCCAGUCUUUGCUCCCACGCUGAACAAUCCAAGAAUGGUACGAAUGCAAUAUUAUAUGAGGCCGUCCGUACGAUUUUUGCGCUGAAGCUCGAGCAUAAACUGCGUAUCCAGGCGAUUGACAUUCUGGCUAUCUUUUUGACCAGUAAGGACAUCAACAACAAAUAUGUUGCUUUGAAUAUGCUAACUCAAGUAGUGUCGACUGAGCCACAAGCUGUACAAACCCGUCGGAAAUUUAUUUCAAAGUGCCUAUUCGAUCCUGAUGCAUCUAUUAGAAGAAGAGCAUUAGAACUGACGUUCGCAAUCAUUGAGGACUCGAACAUGAAAGAUACAGUGGAAGAACUUGUGGCAUUCCUGACUUCAUCUGAUGGGGAAGAUCGUGAUCUAAUAGUGUACACAGUUGAGCACUUACUGAAUAUUUUUGGAAUGCGUGAGGUUGCUGACGAGAGGUGGAAACUCACCGUCCUUAUCCGUAUCUUGAAAGUUAUAGGUCAGCACAUGACAGUCGAAAUCAUCAGUGAGAUCUUGGUGAUGUUGAACAACAUAUCAGAUGUGGCCACUAAGAAGGAGAUUGGCUUACAACUUGUGCAGUUUUCACUCGAUAAGGAACAAAACAAUAUCUCUGAAGAUAAUAUUGGAUGGAAGCUGAUUAUUGUUUGGGUUAUUGGAGAGUAUGCAGAGCUAAUGCUCGGUGAGCCUGGUGUCACCGAUAUAAGCUUGACUAACUAUUUGAGCAGCCUGAACAGUUUUUACUCAGACGAUCACAAACUGAUAGGUUAUAUUUUGACGGCUGCCUUGAAGCUAUCUUUGAAAAUACAUGAUCCUGCGUGUUUCGAGAGGCUUCGUCAGUUGAUUAAGUCUCACGAUCGUGAUACGGACCUGAUUUUACAAACAAAAGCCGUUCAUUAUGGGAUUCUAUUUAGCCAGCCGGCUAACAUCAAGAAGGCGUUCCUUGAGCCAAUGCCUCUGAUCGUAACUACAAUACGUAACAGCGGGCCCUCUGCUACGAACGCGACCAGAAAGCCAUCGCUGCCUGAUCCGAUUGGAGACUUACUCAGUGAUAUUCCUCAAACACAAUCGCUGCCAGCUGUUGCUGUGAAGAGCGUCAAUACCAAGCAAGGUGAUCUGCUCACAGAUAUCUUUAAGAGCAGCUCACCACCACCUGUACAAAAGGUACCCACACCCACGGCUACAGUUACUGUUCCUGCAGGAGCUACCGAGAUGCACCAUUCUAACCUCGUGCAAGUAUUUGGUUCCGUCGUAUCUUCUGCCAAUGGCAAAGCCGAGGUAGAACUUUUCUUCAAGGCAAAGUCGAGAAUCACUCAACUGCACGUCCUUGUUGCUGUCGCCAAGACGCAACAGCUAACACUGGGCGCGCUUACAAAUACCAACAUGAACCCUGGUGAUAUCACGUGCCAGUCGUUACAAGUGGUUGGGACCGGCGCUCUGAAACUGCGCGUCAAAUUGGAAGCCAGUGGCGGCGUGACGGAGCAAUUUGAUCACAAGUUUAACGCUAUCUUAUGA